GGCAUGCCCUCGAAAUUGACAGCACUCCCGAAGAUGGCGGGGGUGUUUGAGGUGGAGGUUGAUGGUGUAGAACACGAUCAUGGACUCGGACAUCACGAUGAACCAAAUCAGGUUAGGGUACCACAUGUGUUACGGUUGUAGAAUCAGAAAAAACGAAUUGCGUGAAUUGUGAAGUGCUCACAGCCAAGGCAAUAUGGACUAGACCUGCCUCUUGCACCGGCUAGUAAACGUCACACGAUGUUAGCUUUGCUAGCUAACUAACUUCCCAGCUGUCUUCCCUUUUAGCUAGACAGGUAGGCUAUCAUGAGUGCAUGUCUCUAUUGAGUGCAUUAGCAAAACCAAGUAUAUUAUAGUGCCGUCAGCUACAACACAAACGUACAACUUGAAGGGCCAUCAUCAUCACGCCCUUGUCUUGUACAUGGUAGCUGAUAGCUAACUAUUUAGCUAGGUGGCUAUUUAAGUAGCCAAAGAUAUCUAACUAAAUGGAUCAUUCUGGUUUAGCUGCCUCCAAUUUGCUGCUUUUGCUUGACAACCCGUUUCCCUUUGCAAUAACAAUUGCAUCAGUGAUGUAGCAGUAGCUAGCACUCAUUAGAUGGCACUCCAUGCAAUAGCUGAUGUGGCAGACUGAGUCAAAGGUCAUCUAGCUGACGCCUAAUCCAUCCUCUGUCCUGGCAGCUCGAGCUCUCUAAUCACUAUUUUGGACCAAAGGCUAGUGUUCUCACCAUUUAGCUAUAAUGGACAGAAACGGUGCCUAUUCUCUUUGUUGGCCAGCAGGGUUCAUCCCUUGUAGUAUUCACAUGUCUGUCCACAACCGACAGCCUCCCAACCCAAAUGAUCACUGAUCAGAAUACAGACUGAUUUAACGUUUUCAUUUUUGAUGCAAUCAUUGUAUUUUGUAGAUAUAUUGUGACUGUUUAUUUCAGAGGUUCUAUGUGAAUGUAUGUAUAUGUAGAUUUGUAACUAAUUGAUUUAGAAGCGUUUGGAAUCAUUGUGAAUGUCUGUUUGGUUUGUUUUCACUUUAGGUCGACUUGUCCCAUCUGUCACCGGAGGAGAAGUGGAGGUCAGUCUCUAAACACAAUUAUUCAUUCUGACUGCAAAUUAGAUUUACAUCACAAGUCAAGUCAAGUUCAACAUUAUCUUGUUUUGAUGCAGUCUGAUUAUUGAUAUAAUGUAGAGCCCUUAGUUUAUCAAUGUUUCCUUCCAAUGAAAACUGGUAUGAUUGUGACUAUUAUAAGAAUCUAUCCAGAUACUUAGUGAUUUAUCAUAUUGGAUACCCAUGCCUGAGCUCUAGGUUGAUUGUAGUCUAUGUGUGUUUGUGUGUGUGUGUGUGUCUGUCUUCAUAGGUUGGAGCAUGCCAGGAUGCAUGCAAAACACAAGGGCCAUGAGGCCAUGCACGCUGAGAUGGUGCUGAUCCUCAUUGUCACCCUGGUCAUUGCCCAGCUGGUCCUUGUGCAAUGGAAACAGAGGCACCCCAAGUCCUACAAUGUAAGACACACAGACAAUCUCACUCUCGCACUGCACAGUCAUGCUCACGCAGACACACAAACACAUGCUGACUUGCGUGCAGAAGAGGAAAUACACAGCAUGCCCUGCACACACCUGCAGGCAAAUCAUACAAAUCAUACUUCACAUACUGUACAGACAAAAUGUCCACAGACCAGCUUCUUCAACUGUACACUGUCUGGUUCUCAGGAUUAUUCAGCCUCAAAUUGAACUAUGUGUGUCUGUGUGCGUCUGUACUUUAAAAUGUGUGUUCUCUUCUCCUAGCUGGUGACUCUGUUCCAGAUGUGGGUGGUCCCUCUGUACUUCACCACCAAGCUUCACUGGUGGAGGUUCCUGGUCACGUGGUUAAUCUUCUCUGUGGUCACUGCAUACGUUACCUACCGCGCCACACGUAAGCCACUGGAGUGCACCACGCCCAGGUAAGGCCCCCUACACAAGGCCAGGUAGUAUCUACACACAUCCAUAUGAUACCUCAUAAUAUACAGAAUGCCUAGGUGAUGCAUGAUGAAAUGGUCAUGGUAAGAGGUCAAAAGUCUCAAACCCAACCUGUCUUGCAGUAAGUGCUACUUUAGUCAAAAAAAUGAUCUAUGUUUCUUCACAUUCACCUCAGUUAGCUGAAAUAUGUCUGAAUGUUCCCUUGUUUCUGUGGACAGGCUGGUCUACAAAUGGUUCCUCCUCCUUUACAAGAUCAGCUAUGCUACAGGGAUAGUGGGCUACUCUGUCGUUAUGUUUACACUGUUUGGCAUUAACUUGAUAUUUAGGUAAGAUCUGGUUAUUUCUUGGCAUAAUUGUGUAUUUAUGGACAAUACCAGUGGUUAACAAGGAUCAUCCUUGUGUAGUUACAGUGGGGGAAAAAAGUAUUUAGUCAGCCACCAAUUGUGCAAAUUCUCCCACUUAAAAAGAUGAGAGAGGCCUGUAAUUUUCAUCAUAGGUACACGUCAACUAUGACAGACAAGUUGAGAAAAAUUAAUCCAGAAAAUCACAUUGUAGGAUUUUUAAUGAAUUUAUUUGCAAAUUAUGGUGGAAAAUAAGUAUUUGGUCACCUACAAACAAGCAAGAUUUCUGGCUCUCACAGACCUGUAACUUCUUCUUUAAGAGGCUCCUCUGUCCUCCACUCGUUACCUGUAUUAAUGGCACCUGUUUGAACUUGUUAUCAGUAUAAAAGACACCUGUCCACAACCUCAAACAGUCACACUCCAAACUCCACUAUGGCCAAGACCAAAGAGCUGUCAAAGGACACCAGAAACAAAAUUGUAGACCUGCACCAGGCUGAGAAGACUGAAUCUGCAAUAGGUAAGCAGCUUGGUUUGAAGAAAUCAACUGUGGGAGCAAUUAUUAGGAAAUGGAAGACAUACAAGACCACUGAUAAUCUCCCUCGAUCUGGGGCUCCACGCAAGAUCUCACCCCGUGGGGUCAAAAUGAUCACAAGAACAGUGAGCAAAAAUCCCAGAACCACACGGGGGGACCUAGUGAAUGACCUGCAGAGAGCUGGGACCAAAGUAACAAAGCCUACCAUCAGUAACACACUACGCCGCCAGGGACUCAAAUCCUGCAGUGCCAGACGUGUCCCCCUGCUUAAGCCAGUACAUGUCCAGGCCCGUCUGAAGUUUGCUAGAGUGCAUUUGGAUGAUCCAGAAGAGGAUUGGGAGAAUCUCAUAUGGUCAGAUGAAACCAAAAUAGAACUUUUUGGUAAAAACUCAACUCGUCGUGUUUGGAGGACAAAGAAUGCUGAGUUGCAUCCAAAGAACACCAUACCUACUGUGAAGCAUGGGGGUGGAAACAUCAUGCUUUGGGGCUGUUUUUCUGCAAAGGGACCAGGACGACUGAUCCGUGUAAAGGAAAGAAUGAAUGGGGCCAUGUAUCGUGAGAUUUUGAGUGAAAACCUCCUUCCAUCAGCAAGGGCAUUGAAGAUGAAACGUGGCUGGGUCCUUCAGCAUGACAAUGAUCCCAAACACACCGCCCGGGCAACGAAGGAGUGGCUUCGUAAGAAGCAUUUCAAGGUCCUGGAGUGGCCUAGCCAGUCUCCAGAUCUCAACCCCAUAGAAAAUCUUUGGAGGGAGUUGAAAGUCCGUGUUGCCCAGCGACAGCCCCAAAACAUCACUGCUCUAGAGGAGAUCUGCAUGGAGGAAUGGGCCAAAAUACCAGCAACAGUGUGUGAAAACCUUGUGAAGACUUACAGAAAACGUUUGACCUGUGUCAUUGCCAACAAAGGGUAUAUAACAAAGUAUUGAGAAACUUUUGUUAUUGACCAAAUACUUAUUUUCCACCAUAAUUUGCAAAUAAAUUCAUAAAAAAUCCUACAAUGUGAUUUUCAGGAUUUUUUUCUUCUCAUUUUGUCUGUCAUAGUUGACGUGUACCUAUGAUGAAAAUUACAGGCCUCUCUCAUCUUUUUAAGUGGGAGAACUUGCACAAUUGGUGGCUGACUAAAUACUUUUUUCCCCCACUGUAGUCAUUUUAUCUCAGAAUCCUUCAAAUAUGUUUUGAUUUAUGGAAGUGGCGCCAGAGCUUUCUUUGCGAAGUUGUAAAGUUUUAACCAUGAUAAUAGUGUCUAUUGAUGUUUUUGGUUUACUUUAUUUCCAGAAUAAAGCCAGAGGACGCAAUGGAUUUUGGUGUGUCCUUGCUGUUCUAUGGUCUGUACUAUGGGGUCCUGGGUAGGGACUUUGCUGAAAUGUGUGCAGACUUCAUGGCAUCGACAGUGGGGGUAAGUAUCCAGGGCCUGUCAAGUUGGUAGUUGUACAAUAUCUCACUGACUAGUUUUUUUUUUAUAGUAAAGGCUGUGAAUCUGUCCAGCAACAUUACAUUGUGUCUCUGUCUUCUCUAGUACUACAGUGCGUCUGGAAUGCCCACCAAGCACCUCUCUGACAGUAUCUGCGCUGUGUGUGGCCAGCCCAUUCUGGUCGACGUCAGCGAGGAGGGAAUCAUCGAGAACACCUACAGACUAUCCUGCAACCAUGUGUAUCCUUUAUCAUUUAAGAAAUAUUCUCUAGAUAAAUAUGCACGUAGGAGCAUGAUGUUGUGGUAGAACUGGUUUGUCUGUUGCAUAAAAGCUGUAACUCUGUCUGUCACGGAAAACAUGUGGUGUACGCACACAAAAGCCAAAGGGAAAUUGACCAAACAAACAUGCGCAUGAACUUUAUCUCUGAGAUAUGACUGUUGUUCCCGUGAACAUCAGUAACACUGUACCAUGUGCCCAUCCCACUUCCUGUUUCUAUAAAUAAUGGUGCCCUAUGUCGUCUCCUGUAAUGACUCUUCCAUGAGGUGAAAUGUCACGUUUUAUGGCAUUUGUGGUACCAAUGUUCACAUUGAGGACAUCAGAUUUUAAUAGCUUACUGGUGAGCUUGCUGAUAUGGUUAUUACAGUGUGCCACAGGGAAGUAGGAAAAAACCAUCCAGAAUUGUGUAUUUCACCAAGCAGUUAGCUAUGCCUACAGCGUUUGACCCGAUUUGACCUAAUGUUUCAUAUUUGGCCAUAUUUUGCAGUUAUUCUCAUGUUUUUUAAGAUUGAAUGCACACAAAUGUAACACCACCCCUCCACCUUCUACCUGGCUCCUUAACUCUCUCUGCCUCAGAUUCCAUGAGUUCUGCAUAAGAGGAUGGUGCAUCGUGGGAAAGAAGCAGAUAUGCCCGUACUGCAAAGAAAAGGUGGACCUGAAGAGAAUGUUCAGUAACCCGUAUCCUUUACUCUUCUGCGCUCAUAUGAGUGUUUGAUGUCUAAUAUGUCUCUUUCGUAUUGUGUGUGUGUCUGUCUUUUGCUCUCAUGUUGCGAUUUGUCUCACUCAUUGUGACUCAUUGUCACUAAUUGUUUCGCCCAGUGUCCUUGUCUGUUGGUUAGCAUGAUUGGGAUGACAGGGUCACACAGUACAGAGGUCAAGUUAGUUUCACUCUGCUUGGUCAUGAUGGGAAUAGGUUGUGUUUCCUAUAAAUGCUAAAGUAUUGGGAAGUUUACACACAGUGAUGUUGUUCAUUGACAUGUAAACACAAACUGUUACGGAUGUUCCAGAGAUGUUAUUGUCCAUUCCCCACUAUCAAGACUGAUUCUAGUAAGGUCCUGAAAGAUCUCACAAUAUAUUAUCACAGACUGGAUAUGUGAAUUGGUUUGUAAGGGUUUGGUUUGGGGGUGGGGUCGUCACUUGUUUAUAUCUCCUUGACCCAUAAUACGAAGCUGGGAGAAGCCACAUGUCAUGUAUGGACAACUCCUGGACUGGCUCCGCUACCUUGUUGCUUGGCAACCUGUAAUCAUUGGAUUUGUCCAAGGCAUCAACUACAUCCUGGGGUUGGAGUGACCUGGGAAAGUGGAGGAGAGGGACACACAAGCAGUAUGGAGAUGGAAGAUACUUCACUGGUCUGACUGAGGGAGACUUGGAGUCCUCACCAUGGACUAUACGAACAUCUAUUAUAAACUGUGUCUAUACCUGUACUAUUUGUAUAGAUUUAUAGGCACAUAGUAUCUGUAUUUAAGAUUUAUUUGAAUUUUACAAGAAAUCUGGGUUUGGAUGUCGGUUUAAUUUUAAUUUUUGUUUAGUCUAUCACAACUAAAACAAAUGCAGUGUACAUUUCAUAGCAUAGUAAAAUGGUUCUCAGUUUUUUGAUGGAGAUGCUUUUUCAAAAUAAUUUGUCUUAACUUUUCUUGUUGAUAUUUGUUGGAUUCUACGGUAAUGAGUGGUUAACACGGCUCAGAUGAAUGAGUGGAGUGUUGCAGAGUGACAGUCUUUCGUUUUGUGUGUUAAAUCCGCGCCUUUUGUUAGUGAAGGUCCUGGUUGAAUGUGGCGGCUGGGGGGAGAGUUUCUGGUUCCUCAGGAGCACUAGUCUCAGACAGUGUAUCCUAUCCUACUACAGUCAUCUUUUUAAGAGGGGCACUCUUUCUCCAAUAUGCCCUCCUCAAGCCUCCCUCAGACGGCCUCUCCUGUCUGUAUUCAGCCCAGAUGGCUCUCCAGGAACAGGUACUGUAAAAGACAGUGUAUGCAAAAAGGUGAAUAACAUUUGAUAAUUUUGGUUGUUUACUUUAUUGUCGUGUUUUUGUUCUUGUCUGUUAAUAAACGUGACGCAGUCAAGCUCAGGUGUAGACGUUACUUAAUUUAGACCAUAUUUACUUGAAUAGAAUAGGUAAUGACCUGGGGGAUUUUGUAUAUAGCUUCCUGUAUGUCAAGUUCUGGGAAAGAAACUUACCAGACCGAAACUUCUGGAUCAGGAUUGGGGGUCACCCACUGAAAUAUUGUGUUGUCAGUU
Molecule: messenger RNA, 6728 nt
Organism: Coregonus sp. 'balchen'
Lineage: Eukaryota; Metazoa; Chordata; Actinopteri; Salmoniformes; Salmonidae
Source: the annotation of a GenBank genome assembly